AUGCCCCCGAGACGUAGACGUGGUCCGCGUGUGGAGAACAAUGUGGGGGAGCAGACAGAAGGAAGUGUCGGCAAUCCACCCCCGCCUCCACCACCACCUCUACCCCAACCAAACGAAAUGGAGUAUAUCAAAGCCUUUCGCAAAGAGAACCCACCCAAAUUCGACGGGUUGGGAGAGCCCCCGAAGGCGGAGGCAUGGGUGCGCGAUAUUGAGCGUAUCUUUGAGUUCAUGGGACGCACGGACAGAGAACGUCUGGCCUGCGUGACUUAUCACCUGACAGGACCUGCUGACUUUUGGUGGGAAACAAAGAAGAGAACCAUGGACCCCGCUCGCCGUGAGGCGCUUACUUGGGAGGAUUUUAAGGAAGAGGUGUACAACAAGUAUGUUCCGGAAAGUUAUCGGCGGGCGAAGGUAGUGGAGUUCCACACGUUGAAGCAAGGAAGUAUGACGGUCACAGAGUACGACCGCGCCCUAUGUGAGAUGACUCGUUAUGCGCCAGAAUUGGUGGAUACAGACGAGAAGAUGGCUGCGAAGUUCCGUUCUGGCCUUAGGACAGAGAUAAGGGUCGCAGUGGCUAGUCGGAGGGGAAUUCCUUAUUCCGAGAAUCAUGGGCGCCAAAUUGUGCCACAGCAGAGGGGAAACCCACAGAGAACACCCUACUGUAAUCGGUGCUCCAAGCAUCAUGUUGGGGAGUGCCGAGUUGGAGGCAUUCAGUGUUAUGCCUGA
Salvia splendens (bonfire salvia) is the source of this 726-nucleotide messenger RNA. RefSeq lists its product as uncharacterized. The record is from RefSeq and is a predicted model, not a curated record. NCBI's taxonomy places the organism in Eukaryota, Viridiplantae, Streptophyta, Magnoliopsida, Lamiales, Lamiaceae. The transcript has 2 exons. The coding region runs from base 1 to 726 and encodes 241 amino acids.